This is a messenger RNA of Chinchilla lanigera (long-tailed chinchilla), 2883 nucleotides long. It is a transcript of the gene Stat2, whose product is annotated as signal transducer and activator of transcription 2, 113kDa. Lineage: Eukaryota; Metazoa; Chordata; Mammalia; Rodentia; Chinchillidae. The transcript is spliced from 24 exons. Gene Ontology annotation, biological process: regulation of transcription by RNA polymerase II; defense response; regulation of cell population proliferation. The record is from RefSeq and is a predicted model, not a curated record. Gene Ontology annotation, molecular function: DNA-binding transcription factor activity, RNA polymerase II-specific; RNA polymerase II cis-regulatory region sequence-specific DNA binding. The coding region runs from base 269 to 2782 and encodes 837 amino acids.
UGCUUGGGGAAGGGCUUGGCUGAGCGGCAGCCGGGGUCGGUCUUGCGGGUUGAGAAGAGCGAGCGUUGGGCAUCAGCUGGUUCAUGAGCCCGCUACGCUGCUCUUGAGGGGGUGAUCGAAGUGGUGGGCGAGGCGGGGAGCCUGGCACCUCAGCUGUCUGAGUACGGAAGUCGCGGCCGGAGGUACUAGAGGGAGCGGGUGCUGCGACGCUGACGAGUCCAACAAAAUAUCCUAUUGAGAACCUACAUCCUUUCAACUCAGAACCCAAAUGGCUCAAUGGGAGAGGCUGCAGAACCUGGAUGGCCCAUUUCAGGCCCAACUGGACGAGCUCUACCUGAAAUACAGCCUCCUGCCAGUGGACAUCCGACAGCACUUGGCUGUCUGGAUUGAAGACCAGAACUGGCAGGAAGCUGCACUAGGCAAUGAUACUUCCAAGGCCAACAUGCUAUUCUUCCAGUUUGUGGACCAGCUGAACAAUGAAUGCGGCCGCUGCAGUCAGGACCCCGAGUGCUUAUUGCUGCAGCACAACUUGCGAAAAUUCUGCCGGGACAUUCAGGCCUUACCCCGGGGCUCCACCCAGCUGGCUGAGAUGAUCUUCAAUCUCCUUCUGGAAGAAAAAGGAAUCCUGAACCAGGCUCAGCGGGCUGAGGUGGGGCAGGGAAACCCAGCUCCGGAAGUACCUGUGGAGAGCCAGCGCUCUGAGAUUGAAUCCCGCAUCCUGGAUUUAAGGGCUAUGAUGGAGAUGCUGGUGAAGUCCAUCCACCAAGUGAAAGACCUUAACGAUGUCUUCAGCUUCCGAUAUAUGAUACUCAAUAAAGGGAAGACGUCCUCCUCGGACCCGCAUCACAGCAAACAGCUGCAGCUUGUGCAGGAAACUCUGAAUGAACUGGACAAAAGGAGAAAGGAGGUGCUGGAUGCCACCAGAGCGCUGCUGGGCCGACUGACCACCCUCGUCGAGCUCCUGGUGCCGAAGUUGGAUGAGUGGAAAGUCCAGCAGCAGAAAGCCUGCAUUGGAGCCCCGCUAAAGCCCGAGCUGGGACAGCUGGAGACGUGGUUCACAGCUGGAGCAGAGCUGUUGUUUCACCUGCGGCAGCUGCUGAAACAGCUGAAGGAACUAAGCGACUCGGUGCGCUAUGAAGGCGACCAGCUGAAGCCGGGGGCAGAGCUGCUGAACGCCCAGGUCACAGAGUUGCUGCAGUGUCUGCUGCACAGGGCCUUUGUGGUGGAGAAACAGCCCUGCAUGCCGCAGACGCCCCAUCGGCCCCUCAUCAUAAAGACCGGGAGCAAGUUUACUGUCCGAACGAGGCUGCUGGUGAGACUCCAGGAAGGCAGUGAGUCCCUAACAGCAGAGGUCUCCAUCGACAGGAAUCCUCCUCAAUUACAUAGCUUCCGAAAGUUCAACAUUCUGACCUCAAACAAGAAAACUUUGACUCCUGAGAAGGGGCAGAGACAAGGCUUAAUCUGGGACUUCGGCUUCCUGACACUGGUGGAGCAACGCUGCGGUUCGGGAAAGGGCAGCAACAAGGGCCCGCUGGCUGUGACGGAGGAGCUGCACAUCAUCAGCUUCACAGUGAAGUACACGUACCAGGGUCUGCAGCUGGACCUGACCACGGACACGCUCCCUGUGGUGAUUAUUUCCAACAUGAACCAGCUCUCCGUUGCCUGGGCCUCGGUUCUGUGGUUCAAUCUGCUGAGCCCCAACCCCCAGAACCAGCAGUUCUUCUCCAGCCCGCCCGCCGCGCCCUGGAGCUUGCUGGGCCCGGCGCUCAGCUGGCAGUUCUCCUCCCACAUCGGCCAGGGCCUCAACCCCGAGCAGCUGGCCAUGCUGAAGGAGAAGCUGUUCGGGAAGCCCUCCAGGACGGAGCGUUCCUUGUCCUGGGCCGACUUCAGUAAGCGAGAGAGCCCGCCUGGCAAGGUACCCUUCUGGACGUGGCUGGACAAGAUUCUGGAACUGGUGCACGACCACCUGAAGGAUCUGUGGAACGACGGGCGCAUCAUGGGCUUCGUGAGCCGGAACCAGGAGCGCCGGCUGCUGAAGAGGACCAUCUCCGGCACCUUCCUGCUGCGCUUCAGCGAAUCUGCGGAAGGAGGCAUUACCUGCUCCUGGGUGGAGCACCAGGAUGACGAUAAGGUGGUCAUCUACUCAGUGCAGCCCUACACCAAGGAGGUGCUGCAGUCCCUCCCGCUGACCGAGAUCAUCCGCCACUACCAGCUGCUCACCGAGGAGAACAUACCUGAGAACCCGCUGCGCUUCCUCUACCCCCGAAUCCCCCGCGAUGAGGCUUUUGGGUCCUACUACCGGGAGAAAGUUAACCUUGAGGAACAGAGGAAAUACCUGAAACAUAAGCUCAUUAUGGUGUCUAACAGGCAGGUGGAUGAGCUGCAGCAACCUCUGGAGCUUAAGCAGGAGCCAGAACUGGAGUCCUUAGAGCUGGAGCAAAGGCUGGUGCCACAGCUGGAGCUGGGGAUAGGCCUGGAGUUAGAGCCGCUGUUGGAGACAGGGCUGAAUCUGGGCUCAGCGCUGCAGCCGGGGCUGGACCCGCGGCCUGCGCUGGAGCCCGCUGUACUCAUCGCGCCGCAGCCGGGGCUGGACCCGGAUCUGCCUCAGGACCUGCAGCACUUGAGCACGACAGACAUGGAAAUCUUCAGGAACAGUGUGAAUAUUGAAGAUAUCAUGCCGAACGGGGACCCGCUGUUGGCUGGCCAGGGCAUCCUGGAUGAGCCCUACGUCUCCUGCCCCAGCCAUUUCUGCACGGACGGACCCUUGAAUCCUGACUGCUAGGAGUCAAGCUACAUUUCCUCUGUUCUUUGUGUCGUUUGUCCUUCCUGUGCCCCCCCCCCCAUUGCUCUCCAAGGAUAAGAAAUCAGGCGUUCUAACCUGGA